AGCCGAUAGUCCCCGUAUAGAUAAAGAUGACCUCAGACGCUUUCACCGGGUCCCACUUGCCACCCCGAACCACCCACACGUGAUUUCCGGGCUACUCUUCGCGCGGCGAAAGACUGUCCGCCGGCCAGUUAGAGUACAAGCAAUCACUUGACAAGGCUGGGCAAUCGCAGACGCAGACCAGCGAGAGAUGAAAUGUGAGCGACGGCCGGCAUGCCCUCAUAUUUCUAUCAUCUUGCGGUUGAACUAUUCGCUCGGCCUCAUUCUAAAUUAAGAAGAACCGGUGAAGGCGCGGAUUCGCACUCUACUUCCUUAUCGUUCGACUCCGCAUGUGAAGCCUUGUAUCCGUUUCAGAAACGCCCACGACAGUCGCAGAACGGAUCCCUCCGUUACGCUCGCCAAUCUACGAAUGGCAAAAGACACCAGAGCUCCUCCUCACCAAGUCAUCUUGCUGAAUCUACUCACGCUGUCGCUCCAAACGCAUCUAACCCACACCUCUACUCAGCAUCUUCGAGAAAUGUAUCAGAAUUCGAGCAGGACCUCCGAUUAGAUAAAGUCUCGAUUGAGUGCAUUGACAUGAUUCCGUCCGAACAAGAAUCAGCUGCCUCGAACCGGACAGGCUGGCGGUUAUCCCGCGACAACCCCAUCGCGACCGGGAUCGGAACGGACAUCUUGGGUGGAUUGCGCACGAAAGGGAAAUACAUCCCGUUGGAUCAAAGUACGUCUGAAAGUGUCUGGGGUAUAGUGCAUCUUUACCGUGAUGCGCAGGAGACGCCAUAUUUGGUCGAGGAGGACUAUCACUCUGAAUUGAAGGGGUCUGCUGCCGCGGCGAGACAACCUGAGGGGGACAGUAGUCGAGUGUCGCGGCAGGAGACCAUGCCAGAUGAAGACUGCACAACACUCUGCAUCCUUGCAGUUCCGUCGUACAUGUCACCGUCAGAUCUUUUGGGUUUCGUGGGCGAGACCACGAUGAACGACGUCAGCCAUUUCCGGAUGAUUAGGACAGCUCGAGCCAAUAGAUACAUGGUUUUGAUGAAAUUCCGCAGUUGGAAGAGGGCUAAAGAUUGGCAGAGGGACUGGAAUGGAAAGGUAUUCAAUAGCAUGGAGCCUGAAACGUGCCAUGUCGUGUUUGUUAAGACGGUUGAAAUACAAGCGGUCGAACCCGGGACACUUUCUGAGGGCAACGGUGAACAGAGGACGCUUUCAUCCUCUCACAAUGCAACUCUCGGUCCUGUCCGUACAGCUCCCGCCUCUACCUCCGCUACUCCGUCUGCAACGCUCUCGUCUCGGCCUCUCGCCCCUCCUACUCCAGCACUCAUCGAGCUCCCAACAUGCCCCGUGUGCCUGGAACGUAUGGACGAGACGACUGGGCUGCUGACCAUUAUCUGUCAGCACGUCUUUCACUGCACCUGCCUUCAGAAAUGGAAAGGCAGCGGCUGCCCAGUGUGCCGCUACACCCAGCACGACCUACGUCGAGCCAGCCAGGGGCCCGUGGCCACCGGAGAUGAAUCGGCCGAGUGCAUCGUCUGCCACUCCGACAUGAACCUCUGGAUCUGUCUAAUUUGCGGCAGCGUCGGCUGCGGGCGGUACGACGGCGCCCACGCCUACGCGCACUAUAAGGAGACCACGCACGCCUUCGCGAUGGACCUGGCCACCCAACGCGUCUGGGACUACGUUGGAGAUGCCUACGUGCAUCGCAUCAUUCAGAACAAAACGGAUGGCAAACUCGUUGAGCUCCCCGCGGCGGACCACAGUGCCCUUGACCCUCCGGAUUGGACGGACGCCGUACCUCGCGAGAAACUAGAGAACAUGAGUGUGGAAUACACGCAUCUUCUCACCAGCCAGCUGGAGAGCCAGCGCGCCUACUUCGAGGAAGUAGUCGAGCGCGCCGUAGACAAAGCGUCACAGGCUAGUGCAGCGGCGUGUACCGCGCAGGAAGCUGCGUCGCAAGCGGUGACUAGUCUGGGAGGGCUGCAGAUGCAGUACGAUAAACUAAUAACGGAGACGAUUCCGGGGCUGGAGCGAGACAAAUCUCGUGCGGAGAAGCGCGCGGAGCGUUUUGAGGCCAUGGCACGCAAGUUGGAGAAAGAGUGGCGCGAGGAGAAGACGAUCAAUGAGAGUCUGAUGGAGCGGAUUCAGCAUUUGAGCGCCGAGGUGGAGGGCCUUAAGCUUGCGAACGCGGACCUGACGGAGCAGAAUCGCGACCUGACCUUUUUCAUCAGCGGAUCAGAGCGGUUGAAGGGCCGGGGUGAGGAUGUGCAGGAGGGAACGGUUAGUGUGUCUGAUCCGCCGAGUGGUGGUGGCGCCAAAAAGAAGGGGAAGGGGAGGAGGAAAUAGCCGUGUGCACACGAUGAUCUUUCGUCUUGCUGAGAUUGACUUCAGAUUUGUCUUUUUCGUCAUGUUCUGAACAACUCCUAAAUGUAAUCAGACAGCAUUCUUUCCAGAUGCAAGGCGAAAGGUCUGAGAUUGAAAGGAGAACAAGAAAGAC
Molecule: messenger RNA, 2485 nt
Organism: Aspergillus saccharolyticus JOP 1030-1
Lineage: Eukaryota; Fungi; Ascomycota; Eurotiomycetes; Eurotiales; Aspergillaceae
Product: putative RING and UBP finger domain protein
Exons: 2
Coding region: 211-2334 (707 amino acids)
Biological process (GO): protein ubiquitination; Ras protein signal transduction
Cellular component (GO): cytoplasm
Molecular function (GO): ubiquitin protein ligase activity; zinc ion binding
Source: RefSeq, a predicted model, not a curated record